CUCAGUGACGCCAGCGGAGCGCUGACUGUAGACGCCGUGACGUCAUCACUGUAUGUCGCCGUCCUGCUGCAUCAGUUUAAUAAUCUGAUGUUAUGAUGGACAAACUCUACAAACCAUCGCUUCAUCUCUGAUUCUAUUACACCUACAGCGACAUGGCGGAGGCAGAUGGCAUCAGCAGUGCGACUCCCACAGAGGAGAUGAACGGCACCGGGAACCUAAUGGACUUCUUGGACGAGCCGUUCCCAGACGUCGGCACUUAUGAGGACUUUCACACCAUCGACUGGCUGAGAGAAAAAUCCAGAGACACGGACAGACACCGGAAGAUCACCAGUAAGAGUAAAGAGUCCAUGUGGGAGCUGAUUAAGGGUUUGCUGGACGCCUGGUCAGGAUGGCUGGUGAUGCUGCUGAUUGGCCUGCUGUCAGGCACGCUGGCCGGAGUGAUCGAUCUGGCUGUUGAUUGGAUGACGGAUCUCAAGGAAGGGGUGUGUCUGUUUGCGUUCUGGUACAGUCAUGAGCAGUGCUGCUGGACGUCCAAUGAGACCACCUUCGCUGACAGAGACAAGUGUCCUCAGUGGCAGAAAUGGGCUGAACUGAUGACCGGCUACACAGAGGGCGCUGGGGUGUAUGUGCUGAACUACUUCCUGUAUGUGCUGUGGGCGCUCUUCUUCUCCUUCCUGGCCGUGUCUCUGGUGCGAGUGUUUGCUCCGUACGCCUGCGGAUCAGGAAUACCUGAGAUAAAGACGAUCUUGAGUGGCUUCAUCAUCCGAGGGUAUCUGGGGAAGUGGACGCUGCUCAUAAAGACGGUCACGCUGGUGCUGGCCGUGUCGUCGGGCCUCAGUCUGGGGAAGGAAGGGCCGCUCGUUCACGUCGCCUGCUGCUGCGGCAACCUGUUCUGCAGCCUUUUCUCCAAAUACAGCAAGAACGAGGGCAAACGCAGAGAGGUUUUGUCAGCAGCUGCGGCUGCAGGAGUGUCUGUGGCAUUUGGAGCUCCAAUCGGAGGAGUGCUGUUCAGUCUGGAGGAGGUUAGUUAUUAUUUCCCUCUGAAGACACUCUGGCGUUCUUUUUUUGCCGCACUGGUGGCGGCCUUCACGCUGCGCUCCAUCAACCCGUUCGGCAACAAUCGUUUGGUUCUGUUCUACGUGGAGUACCACACGCCCUGGUACAUGGCCGAGCUGGUGCCCUUCAUCCUGCUGGGUGUGUUCGGGGGGCUCUGGGGGACGCUCUUCAUCCGCGGCAACAUCGCCUGGUGCCGGCGGCGUAAGACCACGAGCCUGGGCAAGUAUCCGGUGCUGGAGGUGAUCGUGGUGACGGGAAUCACGGCCAUCCUGGCCUUCCCGAACCCGUACACUCGGCGGAGCACCAGCGAGCUGAUCUCGGAGCUGUUCAACGACUGCGGAGCGCUGGAGUCGUCGCAGCUCUGCGAUUACAUCAACAAUCCCAACAUGACCCGGCCGGUGGACGACAUCCCGGACAGACCCGCCGGGCCGGGCGUCUACAGCGCCCUCUGGCAGCUCACGCUGGCGCUGAUCUUCAAGAUAGUCAUUACCAUCUUCACAUUUGGCAUGAAGAUCCCCUCGGGUCUGUUCAUCCCCAGUAUGGCGGUGGGCGCCAUCGCAGGGCGUAUCGUGGGCAUUGCAGUGGAGCAGAUGGCGUACCAUCAUCAUGACUGGAUCAUCUUUAAGAACUGGUGCCGCCCGGGCGCUGACUGUGUGACGCCGGGUUUGUACGCCAUGGUCGGCGCCGCUGCAUGUUUAGGCGGCGUGACGCGUAUGACGGUCUCUCUGGUGGUCAUCAUGUUCGAGUUGACCGGCGGUCUGGAGUACAUCGUUCCUCUAAUGGCGGCCGCCGUCACCAGUAAGUGGGUGGCCGACGCUUUCGGUAAGGAGGGCAUUUACGAAGCUCACAUCCAGCUCAACGGCUACCCGUACCUGGACCAGGACGAGUUCACCCACCGCACGCUGGCCACCGACGUGAUGCGGCCACGCCGGAACGAGCCGCCGCUGUCCGUCCUCACGCAGGACAGCACCACGGUGGAGGACGUGGAGACGCUGAUCAAAGAGACGGACUACAACGGCUUUCCUGUGGUCGUCUCCCGGGAAUCCGAGAGACUCAUCGGCUUCGUACAGAGACGGGAUCUUAUCCUGGCCAUCAAAAACGCGCGUCAGAAGCAGGACGGUGUGGUGAGUAACUCCGUGGUAUAUUUCACCGAAGACGCUCCGCAGAUUCCCACAUCAAACCCUCAGCCUCUGAAACUAAGACGCAUCCUGAAUCUGAGUCCCUUCACCGUCACUGACCACACGCCCAUGGAGACGGUGGUGGACAUCUUCCGCAAACUGGGUCUCCGCCAGUGUCUGGUCACACGCAGCGGACGUUUACUUGGAAUCAUUACUAAGAAGGAUGUUCUGCGACACAUGGCGCAAAUGAUGAACCAGGAUCCUGAAUCGAUCAUGUUCAACUAGCAGAACCUGCACAAAGUGAACAAUCACAAUCCUGUAGUUACUAAACUCACCUGUGUUCAUGUGGCCAAAACAGGAUACGAGUGUUGUUUUCCUCUGUUGUUGUUUUGUUGAUUUUGUUUUUACAGCUGCUUUUGCCAUAUUUAUAUUUAAUGUGCACUACUGUAAGCUGAUGAUCAAGCUGAUGAUUUGCAUUGAAAAUGCAAAGACAUCCUGACAGGUUUUACUGUGUUUUUGAAGCAUAAGCUGCUAUACGGGGCGAGAGAUGUGGAGAUGAAGCUCGUUUCAUUGGUAUGUCGGUUUUUGUGAGUUUAUUAUAUUCGUUUAUUAAAUAAUAUAUCAUAAUGCAAAAGGUCAAAAUGGAAAAAAUAAUCCAGAAUACUAAUCCGCUGUGUAAAUACGAUAGUUAGCAUUUCUUCCAACACUAGGUUUAUCUGUUUUGUUAUUAUUAUUUAUUAAUUCAAUGUGAAUUUUAGUUUUGAUUUACAAGAAUGGUGAUAUUUUUUCUCUUGUAUUGAAACAUGAAUAUUGUCCUUGUAAAAAAAAAAAAAACACUGCAUCUGUUACAGAUAUUAAUGUCCAACGAUUACUCCAGUUCAGCACAUCAAACUGAGGGUGUUAUAAUAAUAAUAAAAAUUAUUAAAUAGUA
Ctenopharyngodon idella (grass carp) is the source of this 3105-nucleotide messenger RNA. It is a transcript of the gene clcn4, whose product is annotated as chloride channel, voltage-sensitive 4. The coding region runs from base 153 to 2459 and encodes 768 amino acids. Gene Ontology annotation, biological process: transmembrane transport; chloride transport. Lineage: Eukaryota; Metazoa; Chordata; Actinopteri; Cypriniformes; Xenocyprididae. The record is from RefSeq and is a predicted model, not a curated record. Gene Ontology annotation, molecular function: voltage-gated chloride channel activity. Gene Ontology annotation, cellular component: membrane; early endosome; synaptic vesicle. The transcript has 12 exons.